Messenger RNA from Paramecium pentaurelia, 1268 nucleotides. NCBI's taxonomy places the organism in Eukaryota, Ciliophora, Oligohymenophorea, Peniculida, Parameciidae. The record is from the annotation of a GenBank genome assembly.
UCAUGUAAAGAGUCCAACAUCUCAGUGCUUAAGUCAAUAAUUGUACACCUGUCCCACCAAGAAGUGACAAUGAUGUAGUCAUUUGUGGUGCUGUUAGAACUCCUUUAACAAAAGCCAAAAGAGGAUUAUUGAGAGAUACUCCACCUGAAAUCCUUCUUAGCACAGCCUUCACAGGUCUUUUACAAAGAACUAAAGUUGAUCCAAAAUUGAUCUAAGACAUCGUUGUUGGUAAUGUCAAUCAACCUGGAAGUGGUGCCAUUGUUUCUAAAAUGGCUGCCUUCUUGUCUGGAUUCCCAGAUACAACUUGUUUGACAGCUAUAAAUAGAUUCUGUUCAUCAGGAAUUGAAGCAUGUGCUGUAAUUGCUGCCAAAAUUAGAUCUGGAAUGUUGGAUAUUGGUAUUGGAGCUGGAGUUGAAUAAAUGACUAUGUAUGAUAUGCAAAGUCAAAUGAAUGCUGAAUUACUCAGUGAUGCUAUCUUUGAUCAUCCAUGUGCAAGAGAUUGUUUAUUGGGUAUGGGAUAAACAUCUGAGAAUGUUGCAACUCAAUUUGGAGUCACAAGAUUAUAAUAAGAUAAAUUUGCUUAUGAAUCUUAAUAAAAGGCUUAUAAAGCAUAAUCAGAAGGAUUAUUCAAGGAUGAAAUAAUCCCUGUUAAGACCUUUAUUAAAGAUGGAGAUAAAACUAAAGAAGUUAUUGUUACAGAAGAUGAUGGAAUCAGAAAGGAAACCACUCUUGAAGGUUUAGGUAAAUUAAAGCCUGCUUUUGGAAAAGAUGGAACAACUACAGCUGGUAACUCCUCUUAAGUUACUGAUGGUGCUGCUGCUGUUCUUUUAGCUAGAAGAUCUGUAGCUAAAAAAUUGGGAUUACCAAUCUUAGCUAGAUUUGUUGAUUACACUGUUGCUGGUGUACCACCCAAUAUCAUGGGUAUUGGACCAGCUGCUGCUAUCCCAUAAUUAUUAUAAAGAAAUGCUUUGAAACCAAACGAUAUUUGCAUCUAUGAAAUUAAUGAAGCCUUUGCCAGCUAAUCUGUUUAUUCCGUUGAAAAAAUAGGCAUUGAGCCAAGCAGAGUUAAUCCAAAGGGUGGUGCUAUUGCUUUAGGACAUCCAUUAGGUAUAUAAAAUUUUAAGCUUUAGGAUGUACUGGUGCCAGAUAAGUAGCCACUUUAUUACCAGAAAUGAAAAGAAAGAAGGCUAAAUAUGGUGUUAUUUCUAUGUGUAUUGCUACUGGUAUGGGUGCUGCUGCUUUAAUUGAAAAUGAAUAAUAAUGAGUUU